GGGAUGAUGAUAGCUAUGGAGCAGCCAGAGAGGCUACGAGAUAGCCAGAGGCUAAUCAGAGCUGAUAAGCUGGAUCGCCGUCGCCGGACGGCAGGCCAGACGGCAGGCGGCCGCGAGUUGCGCGCUCAGUCCAAUCGAGGCAUUUGGAACGAGAUGCGAUUGCUGCUGCUGCCGGCCGGUGUGUUUGUGGUGUUGCUGCUGUUCCUGCUCCGACUGCCCCUGCCCGGGCAUGGAGCGGGUCGGGUGAUAUACUUUAACCAGCUGAAAGAGAACCAAACGCUCCAGGCGGACAAGAAUGCGACGGAUCGGCUGGGCAAGGGAAUGCUGUUCGAUGUGGGACGCGGCCACUGCCAUCGCGGGUACAUGCACGAUCAUCACGGCCGUUGCCGGAGGAUUGUCUAGGCCAUUGUCAUCCAUGCCACCCCCAAUCAGUGAUGUCUACGCUUAAAAUUGUUGUUGUUUUUGUGUGCUCUUUUUGUAGAGAUUAAAGUGAAAUGAAAAACCAA
This is a messenger RNA of Drosophila obscura, 506 nucleotides long. RefSeq lists its product as uncharacterized. NCBI's taxonomy places the organism in Eukaryota, Metazoa, Arthropoda, Insecta, Diptera, Drosophilidae. Bases 4 to 402 code for a protein of 132 amino acids. The record is from RefSeq and is a predicted model, not a curated record. The transcript is spliced from 2 exons.